CUACAAAACUAGGUGCAGUGCAACUUAUGAACUGAUUCACUGUGGUUACAAAACUGGGUGCAGUGACACUUAUGGACUGAUUCACUGUGGCUACAAAACUGGGUGCAGUGCAACUUAUGAACUGAUUUACUGUAGCUACAAAACUGGGUGCAGUGCAACUUAUGAACUGAUUCACUGUGGUUACAAAACUGGGUGCAGUGAAACUUAUGAACUGAAUCACUGUGGCUACAAAACUGGGUGCAGUGACACUUAUGGACUGAUUCACUGUGGCUAUAAAACUGGGUGCAGUGAAACUUAUGAACUUAUUCACUGUGGCUACAAAACUGGGUGCAGUGCAACUUAUGGACUGAUUCACUGUGGCUACAAACCUCGUGGUAGUGAAACUUAUGGACUGAGUCACUGUGGCAACAAAACUGGGUGCAGUGCAACUUAUGGACUGAGUCACUGUGGCAACAAAACUGGGUGCAGUGCAACUUAUGGAUUGAGUCACUGUGGCAACAAAACUUAG
This is a messenger RNA of Limulus polyphemus (Atlantic horseshoe crab), 508 nucleotides long. RefSeq lists its product as uncharacterized. Lineage: Eukaryota; Metazoa; Arthropoda; Merostomata; Xiphosura; Limulidae. The annotation marks the transcript as partial. The transcript has a single exon. The record is from RefSeq and is a predicted model, not a curated record.